AUGCGUUCGAUUGAGAUUCGACUUUUUCGAGAUUCACUCCCGACGAUUAGUGAGAUUGGUUGGUCACCAGAUUCGACCAUGUUGUUGGCUGCCUGCCCUGCGACAGGGACUGUGCUCGUCUACUCUGUCGAAGACGAAGACUUUAAAGCAACCAUCACCGUUCCAGGGAUCAAUCCGGAAUCCGGCUCUGGAUUCAGCGAUGUCUAUUACAGCAAUACUAGUCAUAGUAAUAGCAACAAUAGCAGCGGUGUGAAAAAUGGAAAAGGCAAUAAUGCUACAUCAAGGAAGAAUAGCGAGGCGAUCAAUAAUAAGCAAAUACAGGCACUCAAGGCCAUGGGAUACACCCCUCCAGGAGCUGAGUUCCUUCGUGGAGCACGCUUCAGUGCAGACUCGCGACAUAUUCUCAUCUGGGAGGAGCAUCUGCUCCGAGUUAGCAUCUGGUCUCUAGACGGGACAACGUCCUUUCCUUCUUCUCAUCUUUCUAAUAUUGAGGCUUCAACUGUUCCAAGUUUGGGACCAUUGCCUCCUAUUCAACAGCAACAACAACAACUACAAAAACAACAAUAUCCAGCACAGCAGUCAGUAGUUCUAUCAAUUCCAUAUCCAAAAGCCAUGACCAAAUCCGCAAUCACAUCGUUCUCAGUUCCUCCAUACAGUACCUUUGGCACGACCGCUACCACGUCUGCUGCAGGCUCCGGAUCUCAAUUUGUGUACAGUGUUCGAGGGGAUUUGCAGUAUGUGGCGAUUGUAGAACGGAAUGGACGAGAAUGUCGGGACUACGUCUCAAUCUACGCGACCGAAAACUAUUGGACUCGGCCACCGAUUCAUACAUUUGUAGUAGGGGGUAGCAGUGGCAGUGAUGGAGGAGGAACUCAAGGAGGAAUUAAGGAUGUGGAUGGUAUUGUGUGGAGUCCUGAUGGACGAUACUUAGCCGUAUGGGAGAAUCCGAUUCUGGAUUUUAAGGUGGCAGUAUAUUCAAUGGAUGGAAGAUGUGUAGGGUUGUAUGCUCUUCAGGACAGUAGUAAUAAUGUGAUGGGGCCUGGAGUGAGUAAUACAACUGGAGGAGGUGGUAUGGGCGUCAAGUCUGUGUGCUGGCAUCCUGGCUCAAAAUUCCUGGCACUCGGAGGAUAUGACCAGAAAAUCCGCUUCCUUAAUUAUCUGACUUGGAAGUCAGUCCUUGAGUUUCAACAUACUGCGCACAUCAAGUAUGGACAUGGCACUGUUCUCUGGCGAGAAUCUGAAUCAACUAUCACUGUAGCAGAGUCUGUUCGGAUCCAGGGUGGUGUUGAAUACACAAUUGCAGAACAACCUACUUGGGUUCCCACAGUCCGUAUUGAUACUCAAAAGCCAAAUGCUAAAAUUGGGGUUGGCUGGUGUGAUUUUAAUAGCGAUGGUACUUUACUGGCGUCACGGAACGACAAUAUGCCAAAUGUACUAUGGAUAUGGUCGAUGCGUGAAUUGAAGCCGAUUGUGAUUAUUCAACAACAAUCGCCAAUUCGAGUCUGCCGAUGGGAUCCCACUUAUCCAUUCCGUAUUGUAUGGUGCUGUGUUGGAUCUGGCUAUGUCUAUAGCUGGAGGAAUCCUUCAGCAGAACUAGUUGGCGGUGGAAUAGUUGAGGCGAUAGAGGUACCAGUUGAAAACUUUGAAGUGUCAUCGUUAAAGUGGUGUCCAGAAGGCAAAGGGUUGUUAUUAUUAGACAAGGAUAUGUUUUGUUUGGCUUUUCCAAUCGAGGGAGAUGAUGAUGGGCAAUACGAUCCAUGA
This is a messenger RNA of Lobosporangium transversale, 1761 nucleotides long. RefSeq lists its product as hypothetical. Gene Ontology annotation, molecular function: protein binding. NCBI's taxonomy places the organism in Eukaryota, Fungi, Mortierellomycota, Mortierellomycetes, Mortierellales, Mortierellaceae. Gene Ontology annotation, biological process: microtubule anchoring at mitotic spindle pole body; protein localization to mitotic spindle pole body; mitotic sister chromatid segregation. The transcript has 4 exons. Bases 1 to 1761 code for a protein of 586 amino acids. The record is from RefSeq and is a predicted model, not a curated record. Gene Ontology annotation, cellular component: microtubule organizing center; mitotic spindle; MWP complex.